AUGUCACAGUGGAACAAUCAGCAUAAUUACUCUAUCAAGAGUGUUUAUCUGAAACUCAUGGAAGGCAAGCCUAAUGUCCAGUGGGCAAAAGCAAUAUGGAACAGAAUGAGCUUGCCAAAACAUAAAUUCAUAGCUUGGAUAGGCAUCCAAGCAAGAUUAAAAACAAAAGACAAGUUGUAUCAAUUCAAUAUCAAUCCAGAUGAUAGAUGCUGCUUAUGUGGAGCUGAAACAGAAAGUCAUGCACAUUUGUUUUUCAACUGUGUGUAUAGCAAGGAAUUGAUUAAGAAGCUUCUAAUCUGGGUGGAUGUUAACUAUGCUACUAGAUCCAUACAACAGUGGUUUAGAUGGAUUAGAAGCAGUUAUAGUGGUUCCAAGCUGAGGAAGAGUAUUAUGUGCACUGUGAUCGCUGCUGCAAUCUAUCAGAUUUGGAGGAAUAGGAAUACUGCCUAUUGGUUGUCUAAAGUGUACAACGUAGAUUACGUUCUUAAAGAUACAAAAUAUAUAGUGAAGAAUAGAAUCAAUAUGUGUAAUAAUGCAAAGUGGAGCAGUGUAGACAUUAGAUGGGUGGAUGCUUUGUAA
Molecule: messenger RNA, 579 nt
Organism: Beta vulgaris subsp. vulgaris (sugar beet)
Lineage: Eukaryota; Viridiplantae; Streptophyta; Magnoliopsida; Caryophyllales; Amaranthaceae
Exons: 1
Coding region: 1-579 (192 amino acids)
Source: RefSeq, a predicted model, not a curated record